Molecule: messenger RNA, 426 nt
Organism: Meyerozyma guilliermondii ATCC 6260
Lineage: Eukaryota; Fungi; Ascomycota; Pichiomycetes; Serinales; Debaryomycetaceae
Exons: 1
Coding region: 1-426 (141 amino acids)
Biological process (GO): mitochondrial respiratory chain complex I assembly; response to oxidative stress
Cellular component (GO): membrane
Source: RefSeq, a predicted model, not a curated record
AUGUCCACUUCUCUCAUCCGGACAAUCAAGAACAUUUACAGUUCGGGACUCAGACGUGCUGCUUGGCAGAUACAGACUCACAACGAUACCAAAAGAGGAUGGCUUGUAGGCGAAGAUGACUAUGGAAACAAAUAUUAUGAAACCGACGCUCCAGAAGAAAUUCAUAUGAGAACCAGAUGGGUAGAAUAUGCUGACUGGGGAAUUGACAUGUCUAAAGUUGAGCCUGGAUGGCAUUACUGGUUGGGUUAUGGAACCAACACUCCUCCCAACAAGUUACAAGGAAAAGAGAAGACUGUUCAACCUUUUCCAAUGGGACCUCACAAGAUGAAUUUGACUGGAAGUGAAGGGGCUUAUGUGCCAUAUAACACUGCCAAGCCCAAGAUCAACGCUUGGAAUCCUGAAGUUAAGGAGCGGGUGAAGGCUUGA